UAGACCAUUCAUUGGUUAGUUCAUUUUAUCUUGUACACUACUUUGAUGUUGUUAGUUUCAAUAGGUUGCACAUAUAAAUGCAUUUGACAUGUUAUGUUUACUUCCUGUUUUAGGUAUUGAUGGAUGUUUUAUCAAGCUGACCACUGGUGCACAAAUCCUUGCUGCCACUGGUAGAGAUGGCAAUAACAACAUAUACCCACUGGCAUUUGGCAUUGUUGGACAAGAGGACAAAGCAAACUGGUGCUGGUUUCUACACCAACUGAAGAUUUGUCUUGGAGGAGAAGUUGGACAGUAUGGUCCAUAUACUAUAAUGUCAGACAGACAGAAGGGGCUAUUAUAUGCAGUGAAUAGAGUUUUUCCUAACAGUCAUCAAAGAUUCUGCUUAAGACACAUAUAUGCAAACUUCCAGAAUGCUGGCUUUAGGGGGGAGGACCUUAAGAAGUGCAUGGAUAAUGCCAGUUAUGCAUAUAAUGAACACAAAUUUAAUAAAGCAAUGGAUGAUCUCAAAGCUGAGAGUGUGGAAGCUUGGCAGUGGCUUAGUGCAAUACCCAAGAAAACAUGGGCUAGGCAUGCAUUUGACACAAAUAGCAAGACUGACUUGGUUGUCAACAAUUUGUCAGAGGUGUUUAACAAGUACAUCCUAGAUCAUAGGAAAAAACCAAUAAGAACUAUGUGUGAUGGCAUAAAGGAUAAGCAGAUGGUUAGGUGGCACAGGAAUAGAGAGAGUGGAAGGGAAGCUAGAUGGGAGAUCACACCACAUUACAGUGAGAAGUUGGAGAUUGAAAAGGAAAGGGCCAGGUACUGCAAACCCAUUCAAGCAGGUGUUAACUUGUGGCAAGUAACUAGUGGUGAGCAAACACAUGCUGUCAAUUUGGAAGUUGAAACCUGUGGUUGCAGAAAGUGGGACCUCAGUGGCAUCCCAUGUAACCAUGCCAUCUCAGCAAUCAACAAGGCAAAAAGGUUUCCAGAGGACUUUGUAAGCAAAUUUUUCAAGAAACCAUAUUAUUUGGCAGCAUAUGAACCAAUGAUAUAUCCUGUCCCUGGUGAGCAUGACUGGACAAAGACCCCAGGUCCAGACAUAGAACCACCAGCAUUUAAAGUGAAGAAAGGAAGAAGGAAAGAGAAGAGAAUAAAGGGAAAAUUUGAAGUUCCAAAGCCAAAGUCCACCUCAAGAAUGGGGACAAUAACUUGUAGCAAUUGUGGAUUACAAGGGCAUAAAUACACAAACUGCCUUAAACAGUUGAAACCUGAGUUGGCCUUAAGAAAGAACAAACAUGUGCCUGCUGGAAGGAAUUCACAAGCAAGAGGUGUUGCUCCUACAGCUCCUGCAACAACACCUAGAGCUGCUUCAGCAACAGCUAGAUCUCCUGCACCAACAACUAGGGCUCCUACACCAACACCAAGAGCUGCUCCACCUGCAACAACUAGGGCUCCUGCUCCAACACCAGGAGGAAGAACUGGAAGUGCUGCUGGUAGAGGUGGUGGAAGUGGUGCUGGUAGAGGUGCAGGAAGAAGGGCUGGUGGUGGAAGAGGAUCUGGAAGAGCAUCUUCUAGUGCUCAAUCUUCUGCUGGGAGAGGUGCAAAUUCUUCAAGGCCUUUCUCUGCCCCAAGGCAGUAUGGUGCCUCAACUUCUAGUGCUCCUCCACCAACUGAUGGCACACACACUGGAUGGAUGGCCUGGUUCAAUGCUAGUAGAGGUGGCAGAAGGUGA
Molecule: messenger RNA, 1711 nt
Organism: Triticum aestivum (bread wheat)
Lineage: Eukaryota; Viridiplantae; Streptophyta; Magnoliopsida; Poales; Poaceae
Exons: 3
Coding region: 89-1711 (540 amino acids)
Biological process (GO): DNA transposition
Molecular function (GO): DNA binding; zinc ion binding; transposase activity
Source: RefSeq, a predicted model, not a curated record